UCCGUACCAGCCUUCCGAUUUUGCUAAUCGGGAGUUUCCCUCGUCUACGUCAGUGGAUCGUCUCCUUGGCGAGUAAACCUAAACUCGGCAGCAGAUUGGCAAUGGCGACGAAUUGUCCCGACGAGAACGACGGCGUGGCCGGCCAUCCCGGCGCUCCACCACCACCACUGGCACAGCGCACCCCGGCGCCGGACCCCAACUCCUUGCCGUCGACGUCGCAGCAGUUGUCCCCGUCCUUUUUCUUGCCACCGCCGUGUAAUUAUCCGUCGCAACCAGAUGAAUGGUCGAACAUCUCCGCGCCCGACAACGAUGACGCCAUUAAUGCCAGCGUUUUCAGCUAUAUCGAUUAUCUUAACGCCUCCCUGCCGCCGCUGUCGGACGCCACCCCGUUUGCACCCUCCGUGCAGCCGCCGUUGCCUCCGCCGUCGCAACAGCAGCAGCAUCGUUAUCCAUCGCAACCAGAUGAAGAGUCGAGCAUCCCUGCGCUCGGCAACAACGACGCCAUGAAUGCCAGCCUUUUUGGCGAUUAUUUUAAUGCCUCCUCACCGCCGCCGCCGUCGAGCGCCACCCCGCUUGCACCCUCCGUGCAGCCGGCGAUGCAAGUGCCGCACUACAUCCAGCAGCUACCAGCCAUGGCGACCAUGGGAGAAACUCAGUACUACUACCCCGGAGCCGCUCCAGAGCACGCCGUACUCCCGGAGGCGCCACCACCGCCGGCAGUUCAGUCCGCCAAGCCGGCCGGAGGGCGGCGCCGCGGCCGGCCUCGUGGCAGCACCGCAAAGUCCAAGUCCAAGUCGAAGGUCGCCAACACCGCCGCUGCAGCUGGGCGCCGGCAGCAAGAAGCUGCUACCGCGUCUGCCAUCAUCGCCCGGCAGGAAACCGUGGGCGCCGGCAGCGCGGAGGUGGAGGAGGAGGAGCAAAAGUUGGUGGAGUACGCGGACACGAACAUCCCGGGCGUCCGGUUCAAGCCGACGGACGCGGAGAUCAUCUGGUACCUGGAGAGGAAGUACCACGGCCACUAGUUGCCCGUCAACUUCAUCCAGGAGUUUGACGUCUUCGAGGACCAUCCCGACACGGUCCAAGAGAAGUACGGGGAGAGCCAGGAAGGGGUAUGGUACGUGUUCUCAUCCAGGGACCGGAAAUACAAGAACGGCACCCGGCCAGUUCGGUCCGUCGGGACAGCGGGCUUCUGGAAAUCCAGCGGCAAAGAGCAAGAUGUACUAGACAAGAAUAAUGUCAAGAUCGGGAGAGUGAACGCUCUGACAUUCAAGCUCGGCCACCAGCCAAAGGGGACGUCGACCCCCUGGAGGUUGAAGGAGUACCGCAUGGAGAAGUACCAGAAAGAACCUAAUCCUUCGUCCAUGCUGCUUGACCCGUGGGUGAUCUGCAAAUUGUUCCGUGCUAAAGAUCCACCAGCAGGCCAGCAUGAUUUGCCUGUUCAGUUGGGAGAUCAACCAGAUGAGGGUGAUGAACACGCCAGCGAGGCAAAUGGCCGCGGAGGCGAAGACGGGAAUCAGCCGCCGAAUGGCCCUGAACCAGAGCUGGGCAUGGAAAACUGCUACUUUUCACUUGAUGACUUUAUACAUGGAGAUCCCAAAGAUCAAUGAUCGUCGGAGCGAUUGGAGAAACCAGUAGAGGUUUUUAAUCUGAAUGUGUGGAUGAUAGUUAAAUUUAAUUUAAUUUAGUUGGUAGUAGAAGUCAUGGGAUAUCCUCUUUAUUCUUUUCCUGCAUUUCAUGGUCGGUCCAUUUGGACUAUGUGGCAAAUGAGCCUCGAUGAAGCCAGCAAAGGCACGUUGAACUUUAAAUUAUA
Triticum aestivum (bread wheat) is the source of this 1810-nucleotide messenger RNA. RefSeq names its product proline-rich receptor-like protein kinase PERK14. The coding region runs from base 102 to 1022 and encodes 306 amino acids. NCBI's taxonomy places the organism in Eukaryota, Viridiplantae, Streptophyta, Magnoliopsida, Poales, Poaceae. The transcript is spliced from 4 exons. The record is from RefSeq and is a predicted model, not a curated record.